Messenger RNA from Moneuplotes crassus, 1632 nucleotides. NCBI's taxonomy places the organism in Eukaryota, Ciliophora, Spirotrichea, Euplotida, Euplotidae. The record is from the annotation of a GenBank genome assembly.
UUUGGAGAAAAAAUUUUUGGAAAAUUUUAAGGUAUGAAGAAGAGCAAAAGCAGACUUAAUGGUUGUGAAGAAGGGAAUUUAUGAGGGAUUUCGAGGAAUGGAGAUGUUAAAUCUUUGGUUUAGGGUUUUAAUAAUUCACAUAGAGACUACCUUGUUGGUGGUUAUUUAGUUUCAUAACCAAAGACUUCUCAUCUCUACUAUGUUUAACAUCAAAACAUGCCUACCGAAACUUGGACUUUCCAUGAAAAGAUAUACUAAAAACCUAACUUGUGCGAGCUUUGCUACUCUAAGAGGAACAAUGGAAGAUACGGAAAUGAAAAAGAAAGACCCUGAGAUGUACUCUCUUGUAAGAGAAGAGAUCGAUAGACAAAAUGAUGGCAUCAUUCUCAUUGCUUCUGAAAACUUUGCAUCAAAAGCUGUAAUGCAAGCUGUAGGCUCCCACCUCCUUAACAAGUACAGUGAAGGAUACCCGGGGCAAAGAUAUUAUGGAGGCUGUAUGGUGAUUGAUAAGAUUGAGUCAUUGUGCCAGAAAAGAGCCCUCCAAGCAUAUGGAGCUAACCCAGAUGAAUGGAAUGUUAACGUACAACCUCUUUCAGGAGUUCCAGCUAACUUUGCAGUCUAUACAGGCUUAGUCCCUCCUGGUGGAAGAUUAAUGGGUCUGGACCUUCCUGCUGGUGGCCAUCUCUCCCAUGGGUUUAAGACACCAGCCAGAAAUGUAUCUGCAACAAGUUUGUAUUGGGACACUAAGCCUUAUAGUGUAACAGAAAAAGGAUUUAUUGAUUAUGACGCUGCAUAUGACAUAGCACAAGAGUUUAAGCCUAAUCUGCUGAUCUGAGGAUACUCAUCUUACCCAAGAGACCUUGAAUAUUCAAGAUUUAGAGAAAUUGCAGACAGUGUAGGAGCUCUCUUAUUAGCUGAUGUAGCCCAUUUCUCGGGACUCUUGGUUUCUGGGCUUCUUAAUAAUCCUUUUGAAUACGCAGAUAUUGUAACUUCAACCACACACAAAUCUUUAAGAGGCCCUAGGGGAGGCUUAAUCUUCAGCAGAAAAGAGCUUUCAGAUUUAGUUGAUGAUGGAGUAUUCCCUAAAAUGCAAGGAGGUCCACACAACCAGACUAUUGCAGGAAUUAGCGUAGCUCUUCAUGAAGCAAUGCAACCAGAGUUCAAGGAGUAUUCAAAGCAAGUGAUUAAAAUUCAAAGAAGUUGUCAUACUCUUGUAACAAAUGGCACUGAUAAUCACAUUAUUUUAUGGAACCUUCGUCCACAUGGAUUGACUGGGUCAAAGUUUGAAGCAAUCUCAGAUCAUACAAACAUCACUCUCAACAAGAACACUAUUGCUGGGGACAAAUCUGCAUUGACUCCUUAUGGAAUCAGGCUUGGAACGCCAGCUUGAACUACCCGUGGAUACAAAGAAGAGCACAUGGAAGAUGUCGCCAGCUUCUUAGACAGAAUCCUUCAAGAAGCUCUUAAGAUCCAGAAUGAAAGAGGCAAAAAGCUCUCAGCCUUCAAGAGAGGACUCACAGAGAGUGACGAAGUCAAGAAGAUAUCCCAAGAAGUAAGGGACUUUGCAAGACAGUUCGAGCUGCCAGGACUUCAGAUCUAAAGUAAUUCUAUUUUCAUCAAUUUUAAGUCAGA